AUGUCAACGAUAUAUAAUACGGAACCUCAGCCAACAGCAUCAGUCAUCCUUCACACAUCGGUUGGCGAACUUUCGGUUGAGCUUUUCGCCAAGCAGACCCCUUUAACAUCGCGCAACUUUCUUCAACGCUGUUUGGACGGAUACUAUGAUAAUACCAUUUUCCACCGUCUUGUUCCUGGCUUCAUAGUCCAGGGCGGUGACCCCACAGGCACUGGAAAUGGCGGCGAAUCGAUCUACGAUGGAGGUGCCCUCUCGGGUGACCUUGACCCGUGGCCUAUGGACCAGCGAAGAGGCAAGAACGCAGGGCCCCUGGGCAUUAACUUCAAGGACGAAUUCCACUCGCGUCUCAAGUUUAGCAGGAGAGGAUUACUGGGCAUGGCAAAUGAGGGGGCGCCGGACACAAAUGGCAGUCAGUUCUUUUUCACCUUUGACAAGGCUGAUGAACUCAACGGCAAGAACACCAUGUUUGGACGCGUAGCCGGCGACACUAUCUACAACCUGCAAAAAAUAGGAGAGGCAGAGGUAGCGGAGGGAACCGAGCGGCCACUUUAUCCUAUCAAGCUCGAGCGUGUUGAGAUACUCGUUAAUCCCUUUGACGACAUGAAGAAGCGAGAACGAGUUGCCAAGGUUGUAGAUACAGCACCAGCCCCAACCAAGAAGCCGAAAAAGAGGAAAGUUGGCAAACAACUGCUCAGUUUUGGUGACGAGGUAGGGGAGAGUGAAGAGCUUCCCAUACUGAAAAAGCCCAAGUUCGACACAAGAAUAGUCAUGGAUGACGAGGCAACAGAAGCGCCCGUCAAGCGCUCCAAGGGUGGAAAACCCGCAGAGAGCAAAGAUGCGAGUCUUUCUGAGCCUUCUGCGGCAGGAACGGAGGCAGGGCUGAGCGCAGUCGGCACGAAGGACGCUAUUGCAUCCUCGGACAGUGCCGCAAAGUUGCGCGAUGCCCCACAGAAGCCGAACGAAUCCUCAGGAUCACCUCCCCCACUACUAACACGGAUCCAGCCGAGAUAUGGCGACGAAGACCCGGCGCCAGGGAAGAAAAAUACAGCGGCUAAAGACAAUAGGACGGCACUUGAGAAGGCAAAUGAUGAAAUUGCUACCCUCAAAGCAUCAAUGCGCCGAAAUGUGAACUCGGAGCCUAUCAAGGAGGAAAAGAAGUCAGCUUUGGAGCUGAUGAUACCAGAAACCUCGACUAGAGGCAGGAAGAGGCGAGCAGGUGCCAACAAUAAUGAUGUUGCAGAAGAACAAAAGACGAUGAAUCUUUUAAAAGCCUUCCAAUCCAAGCUCGCGGAUGCCCCGAGCACAAACACAAACGCCCAACAAUCUCGGGCCGGAGAGGAUGCCACGGGUGAUGGAGUUACAGGGGGCGCGGGUGAAAAGCCGGCAGAGGGUGAGGGAGAAGUAUGCGAUCUACAUUUCAUCAUUAACUGUCAGAGCUGUCAAGCAUGGGAUAAGCUCGAGGGCAAAGAUGAAAGCGAUGACGAAGGAUGGAUGUCACACGCUCUCAGCUUUGCAGCAGAUAAGCUCGGAAAGGACCUGAACUAUAGGAAGAAGGCCGAGGAAGAGCUCAUCGUGAUCGACCCCCGUGAAAAGGCACGUAGCUUAAGAGAAGAGAAACGGCAGGAGAAAGGGAGCCGGACAGGAGGGUCCGGUCGGGCAUGGGAUCAGGCUCGGAAUGCACAGUUGGCAAGGUCUUCUAACCUUGCAGGCAGAGGUGCCAAAUAG
Messenger RNA from Pyricularia grisea, 1725 nucleotides. RefSeq lists its product as uncharacterized. Gene Ontology annotation, molecular function: peptidyl-prolyl cis-trans isomerase activity. Gene Ontology annotation, cellular component: catalytic step 2 spliceosome. Gene Ontology annotation, biological process: protein folding; protein peptidyl-prolyl isomerization. NCBI's taxonomy places the organism in Eukaryota, Fungi, Ascomycota, Sordariomycetes, Magnaporthales, Pyriculariaceae. The transcript has a single exon. The coding region runs from base 1 to 1725 and encodes 574 amino acids. The record is from RefSeq and is a predicted model, not a curated record.